Molecule: messenger RNA, 471 nt
Organism: Aspergillus pseudotamarii
Lineage: Eukaryota; Fungi; Ascomycota; Eurotiomycetes; Eurotiales; Aspergillaceae
Exons: 1
Coding region: 1-471 (156 amino acids)
Source: RefSeq, a predicted model, not a curated record
AUGGUAGAUUGGGCUAACGUUCGUGGGUGGGUAGCGUUUGUAACCUCCAAUGUUCUCGGAGGCGUCAGUCCCGCUAAGGAUUGGGUCAAGCACCUGGUCCCUGUCCUCUGGCCCAAGGAUAAGACCAAGCCCAAUCGUGAAUCAGAGGCCGCCUUGAGGAUGGACCUGAACCCCGAACUUGUGCGGGAUAUGCUGACCACAGCCCGUAGCCUUCACUCACAAUCCCGAGUUAGGGAAGCCGACAUGAUCCAGUGGGAAGGUCGGUUGGAAAGGCGGGCAGAGCGGCUGAACGACCGAGAAGACCGCCUAGACGACCGGCAAGACCGCUUGGUCAUGUUGGCCGAUCGCUUGGGCGCGCGGGAGAAGGAUCUGCGGGCGCGGGAUGAAGCAAUCCGCGAUGUUGAGGACGGGUUGAGUGCUCUUGAAAGGACGCUCUAUGGCUUGUUCUCUGAUAUCGAAGGGUUGCUUUAG